AUGUUGCUUGCCUCAGGAAUAUGGAUUCUCUGUCUGUCAACAAUAGGCCUCGCGGGGAACGUGCAACGCGUUCUACCCUUCAACGCGACGCGGUCCUCGUCAGCUGGAAUUUCUCAAAAGAUAUCGCAGGUUGUGCCCGUGCCACGACAGUCGUCCUCGCUGUCUUCUUUGGGUUUCGAAGCGUACACUGUCUUGGAUCUCCCCCAAUUUCCGGCUCAUCAAGUCAGGGUCAAGAAAAGCGCGUUCUGUGAUCCCACUGUGAACGUUUAUACUGGUUAUCUAGACGUUGACUAUGGGGCGAAGCACAUGUUCUUCUACUUUUUUGAGAGCAGGCGUGAUCCAGCCAAAGGUGAGGGAGAAUAUGCAUUUCCCCUCGCUUUUAGUAACACAACGGCUCUAUUUGCAGACGAUGUCAUGAUGUGGAUCAAUGGAGGACCUGGCUGUUCAUCUGCUACGGGUUUACUGAUGGAACUGGGACCCUGCAGCAUCGACAUGGAUGGAUCUUCGCCAAAUGGUACGCUGUGGAACCCCUACUCUUGGAACACGGAGGCGAACAUUUUCUUCCUCGAUCAACCUGUGGGCGUGGGCUUCUCGUAUGCUGAUUACGGAGAGACCAUCGAGACUACAGAAGAUGCGGCGAAGAACGUCCAUGCGUUUAUCUCGAUCUUCUUCGAGACAUUCCCUCAGUUCGCUGGACGGACUUUACAUUUAUCCGGUGAAUCGUACGCGGGACGCUAUCUUCCCGCUUUUGCUAGCUAUCUCUAUGACCAAAAUACGAUCGCAGUGGCAGAAGGGCGUGAACCUCUUAAUCUACAGAGUGUUCUCAUCGGUAAUGGGAUCACGGACAUCUCGACCCUCUAUCCCGGGCGAUACGAAAUUGAAUGCGGAACUGCUGCUUUGGAAGUGCCAUUCCAGACGAUUAGUACGUGCGUACGCAUGAAGAUGGCGGAUGCAAUGAUGAAGAACUGCGUGGACCAAUUUGAUUCCAUGGAUUGCCGGGCUGCCGUCAAUUUCUGCGAUGCUGAGAUGAGCACGGGAUAUUGGGAUAGUGGACGAAAUGUGUACGAUAUCUCCAAGGUAACGUUGUUCUCGUCGUUCAACAUGUAUACUAAUAACAACGAUCUCCUCAAGAUGUGUGUGAGCGAUUCGCUGUGCUACAAUGAACAGAUUGCGAUCAAGAACUUCCUUAAUCAACCGUCCAUCCGCGAGCUCCUUGGCGUCGAGUCCCCCAGGAACUUUACCGGAUGUGAUCGAGAUGUUGCAACGAAUUUCAACUUACACAUGGACAAGUGGGCCGUCCCUUCCCAAUACUAUGUUGCCAACCUCUUGGAACGCGGCAUCCGCAUGCUCAUUUAUGCGGGGACAUACGAUUGGCAAUGCAAUUGGGUCGCGAACAAAUUAUGGGUUGAUAAGCUCGAAUGGCUCGGACGAGAUGCAUACAGCGCGGAGGAGUGGCGCGACUGGAUUGUCGACGGCAAGAAGGCGGGGGAAACGAAGAAAGCGGGGAUGCUGACGUUUGCUACUGUCGUCGGAGCGGGACACAUGAUGAGUGUUCAACUUUGA
Fibroporia radiculosa is the source of this 1563-nucleotide messenger RNA. RefSeq lists its product as uncharacterized. Gene Ontology annotation, molecular function: serine-type carboxypeptidase activity. Gene Ontology annotation, cellular component: fungal-type vacuole. The transcript is spliced from 9 exons. The record is from RefSeq and is a predicted model, not a curated record. Gene Ontology annotation, biological process: proteolysis. NCBI's taxonomy places the organism in Eukaryota, Fungi, Basidiomycota, Agaricomycetes, Polyporales, Fibroporiaceae. The coding region runs from base 1 to 1563 and encodes 520 amino acids.